Molecule: messenger RNA, 657 nt
Organism: Cylindrotheca closterium
Lineage: Eukaryota; Bacillariophyta; Bacillariophyceae; Bacillariales; Bacillariaceae
Source: the annotation of a GenBank genome assembly
AUGGUGUUCAAAGCAAUUCCCAAGGUUUUGACUAUUGCUUUACUCAAGCAUGUGACAAAGGUUAGUAACUUUUAUCCUGCAAAGGAGGGAAUUUCGAAAUAUUACAGUCCACAUAUGAUUGUGAGACGAAAACCGGUGGAUUUUUCAAAAGAAUGUGUUGCUGAAAUUGGAUCCUUUGUACAAGGAUAUGGUCACAUGACCAACAACAGUCAACAAUCAAGAAUGAUUGAUGGUAUUUAUCUUGGGGUGAAUGACAGCAUAUGUUACUUGAUCUUAAUACCAAAAAAGGCAGUAACAAGACCCUAUGCAACGGUACUUCUGAUCACCAAACAAGUGAUCAAAAUUGUGGAACAAAUGGCACACGACAAGGGCGUUUGUGAUUUGCGUACUUAUCAUUGGAAGAAUGGUGAAAUCAUAUUGGAUGGUGAUUUGCUUGCAGGAGUGGACCCAGAUGAACUAUUGGAUGAUACAUAUAUUCCAUGCAAAAAUGAAUACAAACGAAGCGAUGAGAAUCUUCGUAAUGAAACGAUUGAUCAAGAUGAAAUCGAUGCUUUACCUGAAGAAGCGGAAGAAUUUAUUGAAAACUAUGAUGAUGAGCACACCAAAAAUGUCAAAGAACAGACAGAAGACAGGAGUGUUGCAAGUAUUUAUGAAUGA